AUGCGUAGCUGGUUUUUAUUUGGAUUAUAUGCGCUGCUAAUCGCCGCAACAGUUGGCCAACCGCUGCAGCAAAAUGAGUCUGGAAAAAACGAGGAUACCGAAAGGGGCGAGCGAGUGAGUCGCCAAAUUCCCUAUCCCUAUUUGGGCGGGGGAUAUGGAGGUGGCUUUGGAGGAGUCUACGGAGGAGGCUAUGGAGGAUAUGGGGGCUACGGGGGCUAUGGAAGCUACGCCGGCAUACGCUCCUCAGCUUAUCCUUACGGCAAUCUGUACGGCUCCAGCGGCUUGGGACUGGUGGGCGGAUAUUAUGGUCGUCCUUAUGGUUAUGGCGUUGGCUAUAAUAUUGGAUAUCCGGCCAUUGGCGGCUUUGGUGCCACCGCCAGCGGCAUCUAUGGCGCUAGUCCGUUUUCCCCAUUCGCUUAA
Messenger RNA from Drosophila subpulchrella, 420 nucleotides. Its product is annotated as keratin-associated protein 19-2. The transcript has a single exon. Lineage: Eukaryota; Metazoa; Arthropoda; Insecta; Diptera; Drosophilidae. The coding region runs from base 1 to 420 and encodes 139 amino acids. The record is from RefSeq and is a predicted model, not a curated record.